This is a messenger RNA of Amphimedon queenslandica, 2406 nucleotides long. Its product is annotated as dentin sialophosphoprotein-like. The coding region runs from base 16 to 2349 and encodes 777 amino acids. The record is from RefSeq and is a predicted model, not a curated record. The transcript is spliced from 11 exons. Lineage: Eukaryota; Metazoa; Porifera; Demospongiae; Haplosclerida; Niphatidae.
GGCGGGUUUGAUAAAAUGGCUGAACACGUGUCAUCUCCUCUUUGGAAAAUAUUUGUAACACAUCUCCAAAGGAACUAUGUGGUUGCUGUCAGGGAGACUGAUAGUGUUCUUGAUCUGAAAAAAGAAAUUUUAAAGUCACAUGCUGCUUUACAGAGCCGCUUUCAUGGAGAAGGUGUUCUGUCACCACCUGAUACUAGUCUCAGUCCGGACUCAAUUGGUUUAUUUUUAUUAAACAAUUACGAACUUUGUAAUCACAACAGAAUAUCCGACGUACUCUACGAUGGAGCCUACAUUACCACUUCCCAUUCCGACCCACUAUCAAUAAGAAUGCCACAAAAUUCUUAUAAUUCCCCGCCUCAAUUACCAUACUCUCUCCAUCCCUCCUCAACAUUUAACUUUCCAAGACCUCAGUCAGCAUUCCCACAGAAUUUUAUCCCGACAAUACCAGAUUCAUCAGUGAGGAUGACAGAUAGUUACAUAUAUAGUGUCAAAAGACCUGAAUACUCUAGACCUGAUGAACUGACACACUCAUUAACUGCCAAGCCUGUUGCAGUGGAGGAAGAGAAAAGAACAGUGGGGGCUGAAGGGGAAGCAAAAGGAAGCUCUUCAGGGAAAGGAAAGAAGAGAAAGGCAGAGUCUUCUUCUGAGCCGCCAACGAAAUCGAAAAAGAAGAAACGGUCUUCAACGAAAAAGGACGAGAAUAAUCUUCAAGACGAGGAAGAAGACAAAGCUACUGAUUCCAGUAAAGGAGGUGGUGCCAGUAAAAGUAGCAAGAAAUCAAAAAAGAAAGAGGGGAGUUCUUCAUCAAAGAAAACAGAAUCAAAAUCAAAGAAAGAAGAUUCAGCAACUACUUCCUCAGACCUUCUAACUCGAUCCUUUGUUAGGGAAUUAUUGUCAUCAUCAAGUGAUGAAGAUUUUGAAGAAAUUGCAUUACGGACUGUCGAAGCAAGCAAAGGAGUAAAAGAGACUGGAGGUAAUGGAACUGAAUCAUGUGAUACUGAAGAGACUAGUAUUCCCUCAAAAGAAAAAGAAGUAUCUACUCCUGAGCAACUAGCAGUAACUGAGGAUAAUUAUCAUAAAAAGAAAGAUUCAAAAUCAAGUAAGAAAGGUUCGUCCUCUUUAAGUUUAAAGAAGAAAGGAGCAAAGAAAACGACCAAGUCUCCAAAGACGCCAGUCACUGUAUCAGCACCAACUGUUGUAGCACCUCCUGAGAAUAAAUCUACUAAAACUAAGCCAUCUACUACUAGUACUGGUGGCAAUAAAUCUAAAGGAAAGACUAGUUCUGUGACUAUCGAUUUAUCUUCCAGCAGUGAUGAAAGUGAUGACGAGAGAGAGGAAGAGAAUAAAGGAAUGGAAGAAGAGCCGAUUACUAAUAAUGAAGUAUUAGCAGCUCAAAAACCUAAUGCACCUCCUCCUAGCCAGCGAGAGAAAGAGAGCAAAGAAGGAGAGAAAGAAAGUUCGCACUCAUCUGAGUCUAGUGAUGAAAAUGAUGAUACUCCUCCAACGAAAAGCAAUACCAAUACUGGAACUAAAAAUACUGUUGAGACUGGUGGUAAUACAGUUAGUGAGAAUGGGUUGUCUUUGAGUGAAGAAGAGGAGGAGGAGGAGGAGGGAGGAGAGAAAUUGGAGAAAGAUAAAGAAACAAAUGAAGCUGCUUCUCAGGAUUUGUUUGCAAAAGAAGAUAGCAGUAGUGAAACUGAUAGUAAUAAUGAGAGUGAAGAGAUUCCAAUGCAAGCUCCAGUAAAAGGGACCAGUAGGAAAACUGGUAGUGAACCAGCAGCAAAACUACCACUGGAAACUAAAGCAACAAAACCUACCAAAACUGCAGCCAUUGCUCUAACGAAGUCAGCUACAGCAGCACAUCCUCCAGGACGGGCUCCUCCUGUUAAAUCAAAGACAUCAAGUACAGGAACACAGCAGACACUGAAACAAAACACUGUAUCUAAAGAAGUAGAUGAUGAUGAUUCUUCAUCUUCAGUAUCCACCAGUGAAGAGGAGGAGGAGGAGAAAAGAGAACCUGUCAUUCAAAAGAAAGGAGGGGUCACCACACGUAGCAAGACCACAGGCUCAGGACUUCAAGCAUUAGCAGUAGAUGCUGAGCCUUCUAACAAGAAGACACUUAAGAAAACCAGUACAUUACCGCCAAGCAGCUCCAAACUUCAUCAAAAGUUAAAGUCUUCACCCGCUGGAAUCAUUCCAGCAAAGUUAUCUCAGAAGAGAAAGCAGCAAGCUAGAAAGAUAGGGGGCCUAGAGCAACUGACAGCAGUUGAGGAGAAAUUAUCACAAAGUUUGUCUCAAGAGGAUGUGUCACAGAUGAUAGCUAAUAACGAAUCAGUGUGGGCUGUAUGAUGAAAGCUAUAGCCUCUUUUAUAAAUAUUAUUUUUGACAUUAAACUGUAAUAAUAAA